Messenger RNA from Geodia barretti, 5924 nucleotides. The record is from the annotation of a GenBank genome assembly. Lineage: Eukaryota; Metazoa; Porifera; Demospongiae; Tetractinellida; Geodiidae.
AUGGAGAAAAUGUUUGCAGUGGAAAGAAAGGCAUUGUGGGACAUUAUCCUCAAACAGAAUCAGCUUAUAACUUCCAUACAGAAAAAGAGACGAUGUGACCAAGCAAAGCUCACAAAUGGGAAACGACAUAUCAGAUUGUUGGAAGGAAAGCUACAAGAGAUGGAAGCCUGCAUUGUUGAUAUAAGCAGAAGAAACGUGAGGAUGGUGGGUAGUUCAAGAACCCACACCGAGGCUGAUCUACAGCAGGGCCCUGAGGCAAGGCUGAGAAUUGGCUCACUAGUGUCGAGCAAGAAGCUGGCAAAGCUCACCAAAUUCUUCGGAGACACUCCACCAGUUCUUCAACAGUUUCUGGAAAAGCUAGGUUAUGAGGAACACGUGGGGAAGCUACAGAGAGCCGGUAUUGGGUUACCUGAGCUCCCACACAUAACAGACGAGCAGCUGCAGCAGCUGAGAAUCCCACUUGGGCACCGUGCAAGGAUACUGUACGAGGCUCGGAAACUCUCUUCUGACACCUAGCAGCAAUCAAGCACACACACAUACCCUUCACGUUCUAUGAUUAUAAUAAUAUAUAAAAAUUUAAUUUCGGUUCACAAAGUGCAAUGUAAAAAAACUAUCACCCAUUAAAAAUACUAUUGGUCUUGCGGUAAGACAUUCGUGUAGUAUUUCUGGUAACGGCUAGCAAUACACUUGAAGUGUUUUGCAGACAGAGCCUCCCAGGACAUGACGACACCGUUCGAUUCAGUCGUGGCACUGGAUAUAAACGACACCUCCCCGUACCCUCCGCUGAGGAUCAUUGCGCAAUUCUUCAUCUCCACCUCGGUCUGCGGGAUCUCCAUCAGACACUUUGUCGUGUUCUUGUGGGCCUUGAAGGCGGAGAGGACUCUAGGCGUAUCGGCAGCCAAGAGAAUGACGAUGGCACCGCAGGAAAGCCCAACCCACAGCGUGUCGAGUACGCACUCCAUCGACGACAUGCGGACGUACGACGGAUCGAGGACGAGGUCACAGCAGACUAUCUUGAGCUCCUGGGAGUAGUCGGUGGUCUGCUUUAUGCUCCCCGUGUUGCUGUCCCAGCUUGUGAUGGUGGACCCCAAGCGCACAAGGCUCCAGACUGUGGACAAAUCCUUGGAGUAAACCAGAGUGUAGAUCUGGUCACUCUCGCAGGCCGGCCACCGCUUUGCGAGUGUAACGUUGUCGUCGUCUGUUGCAACCACCACAAUCUCGUUUCCACAGGCGAGCCAUAUUGACUCGCCCACCAGUAUCAUGGACAUGAUUGGGUGAGACCCUACAAUCAUCUUUCUCGAUUCCUUGGGAAACUUGAGUUUUGGGUAGUAAGUGAGUAGCCCGUUGGCUUGCGCGAUGAAGACAAACGUUUCGUUGUCGAUUAUAGAGGUGACGGAAUCAUUGACGUAGACGCGGUCGGUAAACGUGAAAGUGGUGGCGUCGUAGGCGUGCACGCAGGACUCCGUCAUUCCUAUCCAGACCUUGCUGUCAAUAGUGUGGAUGGAGUUUGCACUCUCUUUCAACUCCAGACUCCCCUGCACGGAGAGCGUCUGCGCAUUCACGAUAAACACUUGCGUCCCUUCGCUUGCCUCACUCGAGAGAUCGACGACCUGCUUGGGUCGGUUGUACUCUCCGUAGACCCAUAUCUGGUGAACGGACGGGACGUAGCAGCAGCCCCGGACAGAGAUGCAGUCUCGCAGGGCGCUGGUGGCAAUGUGGCAGGUGGUGGCCGGGUGCGAGAGGGUGCGGGUGAGAAACAGGGCCGUCGGUCUCUCUGUCUGGUCCUCGUUCCAACACUCCUGCAUCAGUUUGGUCAUGGUGCUGUAGCCCGACGUUAUGGCCGACAUCAUCUUGGGUCGCUGGAAGACGGGCACUUGGUCUGCGUUGUGCGCCGGACCAAACGGGUGCCAGCGUGUGACUAGUUCGUACAGGAGCAUUCCGAAGGAGUAUAUGUCGACUUUUUCCGUGUAUUCCUCCGUGAAGGAAUAGCGAAGCAUUUCGGGUGCAUGGUAGGCAGCAAAGUUUGGUUUCCCAAUGAGGCCACUUGGUGUACGAAACUCAGCUCGCUCGAAAUUUGUCAACUUGAUGUUCACCUCGUCUGCAAAAUCCAGUGACCAGACCAAGAUGGAACUUGCCUUGAGCGUGCGAUAGAUGAUCUCUUUUCGAUGCAGGUACUCCAAUGCGGAGGCCACCUGACAGCCAAUGUGGAAUCGAAUCGCCCUACUCACCCGCUGCUCAGUGUCCAUCAGCUUCUGCUGCAGGUUACCCAUCGGAGCCUUCUCCAGCAGGACACACGGCGGACUGAGACAAAACCCAAACGUCCGUACAAUGUUGGGGUGCUUCAAAUGGAACAACAUUUCCAUCUCUUGUCUCACGUACGAGAGGGGGCCUGUGAUUGUUCUACCGUCUGAGUACGAGUUCAUUUUCACGGCCACCUCCUGCCCACGGAUUUUACCGUUGUACAGGGAGGCGGAUAUGCUGCGAUGGAGGGGGCGGGACUGGUUAAAUUCGAAAGAGUCAGCGCUCAGGUUGUAGCUGGAGGGGAAAUCCACUAUGAGGUAGUCGGGAACGAGAUCUCGCAGCGGGACGGUCUCAGGGUGAUAGCGACAGUGCUGGUUCUCGUUUUCUUUCAACGUGUGGACACAGGUCUCCACGAGGAAGUUUGUGGGGUUUCGCUGCUUUUUCUCGAUGCAAAUCGGGCAGAUUGCCAGCUGCGUCAGCUCGUGCUUGUGGAGGGGAACGUCGACAGAGAACAGGUCAGGGUAGCGCUCCUGGAGCAGGUUCUGAAUGAGCUUGCAAAGUCUCGCCAUCACGAUCCUGCCCUUGGUGUUCUUUGUGGCGCAGAUCUCGAUCCCUCUCUCCUCCACGCUAGACAUUUCACAGGAGCAGGGAAACACAGAGAAAGUGAUGUCCUUCUUGUCAUAGAUGAGGCCAGUGUUCCACACUUUGACCCCUCUGUCCACCAAGGCUAGCUCCAUAGAGUGAGACCCUCGAUGUUUCGGUGGCAUACUUUUAACCCUUUUCACCCUCAUUCGACUGGGCUGCUGGGUGGAAUCGGCACUGAAAGUCUGUGUGGGUUUGAUUCUUCCUCUGGGAAGCUCCGGACCAUUGUUCUCAAUCAACAGUGUUGAAGGUGAAAGUGAAGUGCCGACUAUGUUGUCGCCCUGUUUUCGAGGAAUAUCGAGAGCUUGAGUAUGACUGCCCAGUACAGGUAGUGACAUUGUAGGGUCUGGGGCAGCGACAGCCUCCCUGGGGCCCAACUUCAGACUCACUUGCUUGUCGUCCCUACUCCUUGCCUCGCUCAGCGGGUGAGUUACACGUACGUCAGUUGGGCCUGGUUGUGUCCUGUCCAUCAGUGAUUCCGGUGGGAUCAGGACACACGUCUCCAUCUCGUCUGGAAGGGGGCACACUUCCAUACCAGAGCCAGUUAAAACUGUUGCUCCUUGGUCAAGUGAAGAUUCUAUUUCGAUGUCCGGCGAGGUAAGAGGAGUUCUUCUCUCGGGCUCCGGUGUCGUGCCCGUGAUUCCACCUUCCUCUGGAGUGUUGGUACCCGAUUCUGGUGUAGUGGUCGGCGACUGUGGUGUCGUGAUGGCCAACUCUGGUGUCGUGGUGGCCGACGCUGUAUCUUCACGCGGUUUAGGCUCAGCCCCAGCGGUUGAAACUACCUCUCCAUCCGAUUCGAUACUCAAGGAAGGAGCACUGGGGCCACGUUUAAAAUGAAUGUUUUUGUGUUUGAGUUCCGCCUGUUCGUCUGUUUCUUCAUCGGUUUCCACUGGUCUCUCGGGGGGAUCAUCUUGUUCCCCGACGCUCUCGCUGGACUUCUUAGACGACAACGGACCGCUUUUCCUUUUUGGCGUCUUCAUUUCGGUGACUCGGUGGAGGCUGGCCAGUAUGCGACAUAUGACGCGGUACCAGAGGUCUGCAGGGAGGGCCUUUGUUUUGGGGGCAAACUGCCUCCGGAGGCUCCCCACAAGGAGCUGGGAGGAGGGAGGGGUACAGUGGGGGAGGAGGUGGGGGAUCAGUAGCUGCUGUUCAGUCUUGAUCGGGAGGACGAUGGCGUAGCGGACCAUCAAUCGGAUGAGGGCCUUGGACAUCUGCUGGCUCCACUUGAGGUCGGCGAGGGAGCAGAGCUCCGUGUAGCUGACGGUGACUCUCUCGGAGUGCUGCAGGGCGUGGUGGAGCACCCGGAACAUGGUGGCAAAGAGCCACUCGGGCCGAACAAAGUAGUACUGGUCCAGCCGAUGGUUGGGAUCAGGGUAGUGGAGGAGUAACCCGGCCUCUUGCAGGAAAUCGACAAUCACGGGCAGCUCCAUUCGAUCGGGAGAGUCGUGAGGUAGCGCCCUCUCAAAGAGGUUCCAGAGUGCGUUUUCCUCGAGUACGCCGGGCUUCCCGCGGUUUCGGAACACCUGCUGCUCCUUGUCGAUGAUAGAGAUGAGGUUGAAGUAGUUCUCGGGGACGUGACGCCCGGUCACAAGCUGCCCGUUUACCACCAUCGUCGAUGCAAUCUCGUAUAUCUUCUGCUUUACGUCCACCUGAGCCGUGUCUCUCACUGCGUUUGUGACGGACAUCAUCCCAAUGCCGUGGUACUGGAGGGUCCGGUAGAUCGGCUUUGAAAAGAACUGGCUGAGCCGCUUGGUAAGGUUUUCAAAGUUGGCGUCGGCCCACGCUUCGAACGGUUCCGGGAGGAUGACCAUGACGAGUAUGUUUGCAGCGGGGACGUACCUGGCCAGGAGGUCGACGUACAGCUUUAUCUGCUCCCUCAUCUCUCCCGUCCUCGUCAUGUCCCAGAUGAUGAGGUAGAGGGCACAGGGGCUGAAGAAGCAGGGGAAUAUGGGGGAGUAGUCCGUGCUACUCCCCAGCACCCACGUGUUGAAGUGGAGUUUGAGUCGUUUGAGCAAGGGUCUGUAGCUCCACUGGAAGAUGCCGAUGUCGGGUAUAGAAGUGGACGAACCGGCUCCCCUCAGCCUUGAAUACAUUACAGACUUGGCCACAUCCGACUGGCAGAGGAUCACCACCUUGACAUAGUUACACGGUUUGCUGGAGCGAGCUCGGGCCUUGAAGAACCCUCGCACCUUGCCCGGGAGUACAGGGAGGUCCUUGAUGUUGGCGUUGGUCACGUUAAGAUUCACCAGCUUCUCGAGAUUCUCCAUCUCCUUGGGGAGGGAGGAGAUGGGCAUGUGGCUCAAGUCGAGGGAGGUGAGGGUCCGUAUUCGGCACAGGCAGCGGGGCACGGAGGUGAAUUGGUUCUCUUUCAGAAUGAGGAUCUCGAGCGAGGAGUGCUGGAUGCUGUUUGGGAGAGUGUGGAGGCAGUUUCUGGUGAGGUCGAGUGAGAGGAGCUGCGGACUCCAAUUCUCCGUCUCCGGAAGCUCCUUGAGGUGAUUGUGGCUGAGAUUGAGGUACUCCAGGUUGGGCAUCCCGAGGAGACUCGCCUGCACGGAUUCCAGAAGGUUCUGCGACAGGUCCAGCCGCCGCAGCUGGGAAGACUUGAACAACUCCUCGGGGAGUUUCCUCAGGUGGUUAUUGACAAGCUUCAGACUCACCACCCAGGGGGCGAUAGAGUACAUCCAGCUGGGGUGGAGGAGGGUUAGUUUCAGCUUGCUCCACUCCACCUGUUUCCUCCGCAUGUCGAGGUCGGUCUUCAGUAGGAGCUCUUUGGUUGCCUCGUAGUUCUUUUCCAUGAUGGAGACGGCUAUCGGAUAGCUCAUCAACUUGGUGUUGUGCAUGUCGGCCAUGUUUGUGUACACGUCUUUCAUGUACCAGGGAGUGUUCUCACUGUCUGGGGGUUCGGAGAGCAGGGAGCGGAUUGAUUGACAGUCGCCAGUGAUCGUGGCUUUGCACAGGAGAAGCAUCGCUAUAGAUUUGACUCUCUCCAGCUGGAUGGCCAAGUAAAGGGCGCAGUCGAGUCUCCUUGCCCCAGAGACUAU